GGGGAGAAGCUCCGGUGUCGUCGGAACCACACUGCACAGCUGUUCAGGGACGCUUCGGGACACGACGCGCUGAGGCUCCAGCAUCAGCCUGAGCAAGACUUCACAGAUGCAGCAGAGCUGCUGGCUCCAUUCCACCAUGCUGCUCAGGGGAAAACUGUUGAGAGCAAAGCUUAAAAUCAGCUGAUGGUUGCAGGGCUAGCAGCCCUACUUCUCCUUUGAAGAUCCACUCCUGCCAAUUAGCAAGACGGAUGAGAGCCAACCAAGAUCCUUGCUCUUUAUGCCCUACUCAGGCUGUUCUUGCAAGUCAGCUGACAGGAAGAGGCAGCCUUUAUUUUCAUAUUGUACCUCCCACCCAUCAGCUGGAGGAUAUGGUGGCUCACAGACAGCUGAACUGUGUAAAGGACUUCUCUUUCCCCUCUUCAACUCUAUGAACCAGCAGUGGGAAGUGAGCUCUAAUGCAUUAGAGGUGGCAUGGGAAAAGACAAAAGGUGAAUGAAGGAAAAUUGGACUAGCAAACAAUGAAAGGUGGUAUUGUCAGUGGAAUGGAAGCAGGAUAUCUGAACAUGGUGGAAGAGCUGUGCUGCCUCCCUCACCAGCUGCCAUCUGUCAAGAUGGUGCUAUCGGCCUGCCGGGGGGUGCUGCCCCUGGCUACCCUAGCACUGCUCCUGCUUGUCUGCUUGGCUCCCGAUGGUUCAAGAGGGAAUAAACUUAAGCUGAUGCUUCAAAAACGCAAAGCUCUGGCACCAGCUAAGACAGAGGUGUCAGUAAAAGAAAACAUGGCCAAGGAGUUCUUAAGCAGCCUGAAACGCCAGAAGCGCCAACUGUGGGACAGGACUCAACCCGAUGUGCAGCAGUGGUAUCAGCAAUUCCUCUACUUGGGGUUUGAUGAAGCCAAAUUUGAAGAUGACGUCUCCUACUGGACAAACCUGCGACGUGGUGGCAAUGAAUAUUAUGGAGGCUACUACCAGAACCAUUUUGAUGAAGAUGCACCUAUUGGGCCCCGAAACCCACAUACCUUCAGGCAUGGAGCAAAUGUCAACUAUGAUGAUUAUUAACCUCAUUUAUUCUACUGUAACUAAGAAUUGUAUGUCUGUAUCGGAUUGAGCUAAGCCCUACCCUCACUAACUCACAUUCUCUCUCUCCCUCUACUUUUUAUAGUAUCCAUUUAUUAUAAACAGGGAGAAGAAAGAAACUGUCUUAGCACAGAAGCCUAUUUGGAAUGGGCUUCUAUAAUUACUUAAUAGUACACUACGUAUAAGUGUUAGAAUUAAAGUCUUUUGGUAAAAGACUUUCCAUUUUUCCAUUUCUCCAUUUCUUGGGUAGAGUUUGCAAUAGCUGACCAUUUCAAAGCACUGCAUUAUUAGAGAUUACAUUUUCAAGGGCUUUUUACUCAUUCUUAAAAACUGAUUGUCUAAUUCCAUGAUUUCACCCAAUUUUGGUGUAUUUUAUAAGACAAUGCGUUUCAAUGUGCUCAGUUAUUUAGGUCUGUGUCAAUACAGUAAAUAAAUCCCACACUUUUAGAGGAAAAACUGUUUCCUCAAAUUUAAACAUCUUUGUGGGUCCUUUCCCUACAUUUCCAUUUUCAGCAUGCUC
Gopherus evgoodei (Goodes thornscrub tortoise) is the source of this 1593-nucleotide messenger RNA. RefSeq names its product ECRG4 augurin precursor (gene ECRG4). The record is from RefSeq and is a predicted model, not a curated record. The transcript is spliced from 7 exons. Bases 519 to 1055 code for a protein of 178 amino acids. Lineage: Eukaryota; Metazoa; Chordata; Testudines; Testudinidae. Gene Ontology annotation, biological process: central nervous system development; G1 to G0 transition; anaphase-promoting complex-dependent catabolic process.